Messenger RNA from Cottoperca gobio, 2590 nucleotides. RefSeq names its product cyclase associated actin cytoskeleton regulatory protein 2 (gene cap2). Lineage: Eukaryota; Metazoa; Chordata; Actinopteri; Perciformes; Bovichtidae. Gene Ontology annotation, molecular function: actin binding; adenylate cyclase binding. The record is from RefSeq and is a predicted model, not a curated record. Gene Ontology annotation, cellular component: cytoplasm. Gene Ontology annotation, biological process: cytoskeleton organization; actin filament organization; cell morphogenesis.
AGCUUGUCCGCCCCAGAGAGCGAAGAUACUGCGGCACUGAGUCACGGUCCUUCUCUGCUUCUCUCUCAGGUUCACAGUGUUGCUUAAUUAGGACUUCCCGGAAGAGUCGCGGUGCUGUGCGCAGCUGAGUGACGGGGCAGGGAGGCAGGAGGGGACCGCAGCACACAGCCACGGAUCCAUCCCGGGAUAUUGACAGUCCCAACAAAACAUCAGCAGAAAUUUACUGCGGAGAAGAGGAGGGAGGUUUGUCACCAUGGAAGGUUUAAUGGAGCGGCUGGAGCGAGCUGUGACUCGCCUGGAGAAGAUGUCCGUCACGAUGCAGGCGUCCAGCGGUAUGGCUAACGGGGACUGUGCCAAUGGCAUCGAUGUAGGUUUGUCUCAGUGUGUGGAGGCCUUCGAUGUCCUCCUGAGAGGUCCAGUGUCAGAGUACCUGAACUACAGCCGAGACAUCGGAAACGUGGUGGAGAAACAUGCGGACAUGGUGAACAACGCCUUGCAGACGCAGAGAACCUUUCUCAAGAUGGCUGCCUCGCAUCAGGAACCCUCACAGACCGAGCUGAAAGACCUACUGAAGCCGAUUUCGGAUCACAUCCAGGAGAUCCAGAGCUUCCGCGAACGAAACCGUGGCAGCAACCUCUUCAACCACCUGUCAGCCGUCAGCGAAAGCAUCCCCGCUCUAGGCUGGGUGGCUGUGAGUCAGAAGCCAGGUCCGUAUGUGAAGGAGAUGAAUGAUGCUGCCACCUUCUACACCAACAGAGUGCUGAAGGACUACAAGGACGUCGACAGGCGUCAUGUAGACUGGGUGCGUUCUUACCUUUCAAUCUGGACUGAGAUGCAGUCCUUCAUCAAACAGCACCACACUACAGGACUGGAGUGGAGCAUGAGUGGCCCCAUCGCUCUUCAUUCUCUCUUUGACCCCCCCAGUGCUCCCUCCUGUCCUCCUCCACCUCCCCCUCCUCCCCCUGGCCCACCUCCGGUCUUCACUGACGAUGACUCUGGGCCUCAGGCGGGCCGUGCCCAACACUCAGCGCUGUUUGCCCAGCUCAACCAGGGCAUGGACAUCACUAAAGGUCUGAAGCAUAUAUCAGAUGAGAAGAAGACCCAUAAGAACGCCAAUCUGCGUUCGCAAGCAGCACCGACCAAAACAAAGUCCCCAGGACCUGUGAACGCGCCCAGGGCAGCCGUCCAGAAAAGACCCCCUCUGCUGGAGCUGGAGGGGAAGAAAUGGAGGGUGGAGAACUUUGAGGAGAGACACGACCUGAUGAUUGAGGAGACGGAGCUAAAACAAGUGGCCUACGUCUUCGACUGUAACAACUCUACCCUGCAGAUUAAGGGCAAAAUUAACUCCAUCAUUAUUGACAACUGCAAGAAGCUGGCUCUGGUUUUUGAGAACGUAGUUGGGAUUGUGGAGAUCAUAAACUCCAAGGCAAUUCAGUUACAGGUGUUGGGAAAAGUUCCCACUAUUUCCAUCAACACUACAGAGGGCUGCCAGGUCUACCUGAGUAAAGACUCCAUCAACUGCGACAUCGUCAGUGCCAAGAGCUCUGCGAUGAACAUCCUGGUACCGCAAGAUGACGACUAUAGGGAGUUUCCAGUACCGGAGCAGUUCAAGACUGUUUGGGACGGCUCCAAACUGGUGACAGAGCCCACUGAGAUGGCAGGCUGAUGCUUCAUCGUCUUUAACUGUUAUUAUUUUUUUAUCUCUCCGUCUAAGAUAUAAAAGGGAUUACUGCAACAGAUUAACAUUUGGUCCGCUUGUCGUUCCUGUAUUUGUGAUUUCAUAUCUCUCCAGCACUUCUGCUUAAGAUGAACCAGUGAGUAGUGAUGAUUAUCCCUUUCUACAAAACACAUCCCCACAGAAUGAAUGGACAUCUCAGGCUUAAUGUCCCACACAUCUAAAGUCUUCACAUUGUAUUACAUGUCUGUGCUAUAGCAAUAAAGGCAUUUAUGUAAGAAUAUGUAUCUGUUGAAAUAUGAAGUAAUUAUAUUUCAACAUUAUUAUGACUGUACUCCAUCUAUUCACCGUAUGCGAGUAGAAGCACAAUUUAGACCACAGCAGUUACACAGAAAAGAUUACAGAACAUGCACAUAAGACAUUUAGUGGCCAAGUUUGGGAAUAUUUCGUAUAUAUUUUCUAAGUGUAUUUAAUUAUCACUUUAAACGAGUAUAGUGCAUGUUAGUCAUGUUGCACUUAGUGAAGUUUAUGCAACGCUGUUCACUAUAUUUUGCAUUUACGGGGCAGAUGUCACAGUCCUGCUAGUGUAUGUGCAGUAUAAUCAGCUGACAGAUGUAACAAUGUUCUGCUGGAAGCAUUACAUCAAUCUAAAAUAAUUAAAUACUUGGCUACUAAUUUCUCUGAAUAUUUAGAAAUCAAGUAACAAGCACUGCAUUUGUACACCUUUAAAAACAGUUGUAGUAACUUUCACACUGGAGCACUUACUACUCUCUAUAUUACUUUGUAUUAAGAUGCAUCACAUGACACUAGCAUAAGUUAGUAACGUGCAUUUCAAAACUUUUAAUUUACAUGAAACCAAAUUGAUGUAAUUGUGUAUCAUUCUUUUUUCAAAUAAAAUCAAAACCCUUCAUUCUU